CCUGCGUUUAUGGUGUAUAUCCACAUGUAAAUUCUUUGAGAGUUGUUAUCAUUUAACAGCUUCUAAAACAUUGCAACCUGUGCAUUGCAUCUGUAGGGAUAAAGCUGGUUUACUUAAGAGCAUCACCUUGAGAGACUGUACCAUAUGUUAAUAGUAAAUGUACCCAUUUUAUAUUUAACUAGUGUCUUGUGAUGCAUCCAUAUUUGCUCUCUGCCUUUUAUCUUCUGUGCUCAUUUUCUCUGGCUUUUGUCUGCAGGAAUGCAGAAACAAAAAGGGUUAAUCUCAGUUUACAAGGGAGCAAUCUACUAGAAGCUGCGACUGAGAGUCGCAGUGGAGUUUGAGGAUUCACUGAGCUAGGUUUCCACGCUUGUGGUUCUUUGGAUUUGUUUUUUUUCUUGGGAAUGGUAGGUCUAGGAAGCAACUGCCGAGGGAUGAAGUCUCCACCACUCCUUAUGGCUGCACUCGUGGCAUGCAUCAUUGUUCUGGGUUUCAAUUACUGGAUUGCAAGUUCUCGCAACAUGGAUCUGCAGAAUCGAGUCAUGGAUCUGGAAGGCAAAGUCCGGAGGGCGGCAGCGGAGAGGGGUGCUGUGGAGCUCAAAAAGAAUGAAUUCCAGGGGGAACUAGAGAAGCAGCGACAGCAGAUUGACAAAAUCCAGUCCUUGCACAGCUUCCAGAUGGAAAAUGCCAACAGAGUACAUCAGGAAGAGAAGGCAAUACUGCUGAGUAACAUCACAGUAAAUGAUCGAUUGAUUCAGAAUCUGCGAGAACACUUGAAAGAGUUACAGGCAGAAUAUGGAAAGCUGCAGUUGGAUGUUUACUGGUUUCAGAAGAACCAGACUAACCUUCAGAGGAAGUUCUCAUAUGACCUGUCACAGUGCAUCAACCAGAUGAAAGAAUUAAAAGAACAAUGUGAAGAAAGGAUAGAUGAACUUACAAAAAAAGGCAGUGAUGUACCACAAAUCAAAGAAAACAAAGAAUUAUCAGAAGAUUCAAAAAAAUAUAGCCAGGUCAAUAUUCAGCUGCCAGCCUUGAAGCAAACCGAGGUCAAGCAUGCUGACUUGGAACAGCAGAAACCCAGUGAAGAUGUACCUAAAGUAGUACCUACACUAAGACAGACAGACUUGAUGCAGGCUAAAGAAAGAAUAGAUGGCCCAGCUGACAUCAGAAAACAGGAGCCUAAGGCAGAAGAGGAGCAGCUUUUUAGUCAAUUGAAAAAACCACAAGACUCCCUCAAAGCUGCUGCAAGUCACAAGGAGAUGCUACCUGAAUCAGAGAAGGAGCCAAAUCCAUCUGAAAAAGAAAAACAUGUAGCUGGGCAAGAUGCGUUACAGCCAGCACCAGAGCAGGCUGCCAGUGAGGAAAUUGAGAGGGAACAGCUCCUAAAUUACGAUGCUAAGCAGGAUGACUUGUCCCCAGGAAGGGCCGUUCAAAACCCUGAAGAUAUGAAGAACCACUUAUCUGACCAUGGUGAAGGACAGCAGAAGUUGUGAACAGACGAGGUUCAUGAUGCAGCUUAGUCACCUCUUCAUCUAAAUGCAGUAAUGAUGAGAGCAAAAGGAUCUGAGAAUGUUUUGAUUACCUUCUCAAGGCUUGAAUAAGGGCCCAAAGGAAGUAGUAUCUUCUUGUGAAGUUUUAGUACUGUUUUCAGUGGGAAAAAAGUAUUCUGAAAUCACUUUAGAGGUCAAAGCAGUUGACCUCUGCACUGACUCUCUCCUUCCUACCGAUUAUAAAAUUGAAAUCAACUAGCAAUAAAUGUAGUAACUUUGAA
Empidonax traillii (willow flycatcher) is the source of this 1768-nucleotide messenger RNA. RefSeq names its product golgi membrane protein 1 (gene GOLM1). The coding region runs from base 402 to 1490 and encodes 362 amino acids. The record is from RefSeq and is a predicted model, not a curated record. Lineage: Eukaryota; Metazoa; Chordata; Aves; Passeriformes; Tyrannidae. The transcript has 9 exons. Gene Ontology annotation, cellular component: Golgi apparatus.